UUCUUUCACUAUCAGUAGUCAUGAGGAAGCUAGCCUUAACAACAAAGGAGCUAGCCUUAACAACUGCCUAAUUCUUUUUGUUCUGUCAAUAAGCAUAUGAUCCAUUUUGUAUGACAGAGGGAAAAUGUUCUCAGUCUGGAGUUUCUGCUUGAUUCUCAUCCAAGUAUUCAUCUUUGGUUCCCUGUGUGAGGCAGAUCUGUCCUGCCUGGAUGAAGAAGGGCAGCCUGUUGACUGGUUCAUCGUGUACAAGUUGCCCAAGUAUACGAAGGGUGUUGUGGGAAGUGGAGUUGACUACAUGUAUUUGGAUCCUUCUUUACUGAGCUGGCAGCUAAGUACACAUGUGGUGAAUACCAGUAAAGGGGCAAUAGGCAGCACCCUGAGCCAGCUGUACCAUAGAUAUGAGUUGAACAGCUCUGCGUACAUGAUCUACAAUGAUGCUCCACCGGUGCUGAAGUACUUGAAUAAUUAUGGACACACAAAAGGGGUGCUGCUUUUUGAUGAGUCUCAGGGAUUCUGGUUAAUGCACAGUGUUCCUCACUUUCCACCAUUCCCUGAAAUGGGCUAUGGCUUCCCCUCCACUGGCAAACUCUUUGGCCAGAUGUUUCACUGCACUACUUACAGCUACAGAGAGUUCCAAAAAAUAUCACAGCAACUGGCAUAUAUGAAUCCCCAUGUAUACAAUUGCUCAAUUUCAGCGGCGUAUUACACAGACAUGGCAGCCAUGGCACAGCUCUGUGCUGGCGAGAUGCCAGUUGUGUCGCCCAGUAGGAAACUGGAGAAGCUGAAGUCAGUCCAAGGGGAGACCUUCCUCAGUUUUGCCAAAUCUCACAGCUAUGUUGAUGACAUUUAUGCUGGCUGGGUAGCACAGACACUGAGGACAGAUGUUCUUGUGGAAACCUGGCAACGAGAGCCACACCAUCUCCCCUCCAACUGCUCACUGCCCUACCACGUAAUGAACAUCAGGAGUAUCAGCCUACCAGGACCCGUCAUCUUCAAUUCCUAUGAGGACCACUCCAAGUGGUGUGUGUCCCUGGAAUACAAAGCCCAGUGGGCAUGUGUGGGCGACCUGAAUCGGGAGAUCGGACAAGCGUGGAGAGGUGGUGGCCUUGUGUGUUCUCCAAACCCGGGUGUCUACAGAGCCUUCCGUCAGGCAGUGGCCUGGUAUAAAAGCUGUUAGAAGCAAGAGAUCUUCUGUUAUCUUUGGAAGUAUGGAAGUAUGGAAAUGUGGAAGCAAAUCAAUGGACAGUGUUAUGCACUUUUAGAUGGAACAAGUCUUUCCCUUAUUUUUAGUUGAAUAGGAAAGUCACUUUAACAUCAUUUGGAAUGGUACUGAUUUUUAUUUUUUAUUUUUUUUUUAGUAUUUCUGUUACCCUUUUUCAUAUAUCGAGAGUCUACAUUUAUUUGAACAGAUAUAAAUUAAAGAGCAAUUCUCAUACAUCCUCUUAUAUACAUCAUCUCAGUUACAGGUAAAUAUCAAUGAUAAAAUGGGAAUGCUUGUAACUGCAUAAAUUAGGGGUAGAGUUGUGUGCAAUAAAAAGGUAAAAAAUCUUAGGAAUGAGUUAUGAGCAUAUACACAUCGCAUCAUGUAUAAUAUCCAGUGUAAGACUCUAAAUCAAGAGGGCCACGCAACUGCAAGCUAAAUGCCAUGCUUGUGCUAGGGGUGUUAGAUAAUAGUAAACUCUACACUGAUGUAUGUCACCAGGACCUAACUUUGACAUCCCUCAGGGCUAACCUGUCAGCAUUCAUUGUUUACUUGUAGUUUAAAUGGUCGACUGUAAAUAAAUUACUUACUUUUUUUUCUCCA
Molecule: messenger RNA, 1804 nt
Organism: Electrophorus electricus (electric eel)
Lineage: Eukaryota; Metazoa; Chordata; Actinopteri; Gymnotiformes; Gymnotidae
Gene: dnase2b
Product: deoxyribonuclease II beta
Biological process (GO): apoptotic DNA fragmentation
Molecular function (GO): deoxyribonuclease II activity
Source: RefSeq, a predicted model, not a curated record